Messenger RNA from Spirometra erinaceieuropaei, 11561 nucleotides. The record is from the annotation of a GenBank genome assembly. Lineage: Eukaryota; Metazoa; Platyhelminthes; Cestoda; Diphyllobothriidea; Diphyllobothriidae.
AUGGUCGACGAGCGACUACCCAAACGACUCUUCUACGGAGACGUCGCAACGGGUUCUCGCCGUCAAGGAGGCCAAAUUCGCCGUUACAAGUAUACCCUGAAGUCCUCCCUGAAGCGCCUGCAAAUCAACCCGACCAACUGGGAAGAGCUCGCACUCGAUCGACCGACCUGGAGGAGGACAGUGAAGACAGGCGCAGCGAUCUACGAAGCCAACUGCAUGGCUGCUGCCAAAGUGAAACGCGAAGCCCGAAAAUCACAACUUCGCCCAGUACGCAACGCCGCCGCAAAACCGCUUCCAACGUGUCCUCGAUGUCAACGGACAUUCCGGGCUCGAAUCGGACUUGUUGGACAAAUUCGGAUCAACUGCACCUCUCGGACUGCCCCAACCAUCGUCCACCCGCCCGCCUCUUCCUCAUACUCUUCGCCGCCAACUAACUCUGACAACUCUUCCGAACCACCACUACCACCCUCCUCCUCCUCCUCCUCCUCCUCCUCCUCCUCCUCCUCCUCCCCCACUGCCCCAGCGGCGGCCGCUCAGGCGGCCGUCUCGCACAUCAACCCCUACACAACAACCGACACCACCCCCACUACCUCCGAAUCCAGCGAUGAGGAUCAGGACUACACCAGCCCUCACUGCGAUCGCACCUUCACCUCACGCAUCGGCCUGGUCGGUCACUUGCAUAUCCAUCGCACAGAGACUGUCGAGCCAGUGCCUGGUGCGUCAACUACACCCGCUGCACUCGCCUGCAUUGCCCACAAUGCCCUCGCACCUUCACGCAUCGCAUGGGCCUAUUCGGAUACAUGCGCAUCCACGGGAGCAGAAUUGACCACAAUUCCGAUACAUCAAUCACGCCCAUCAUGCUCAGCACCACCCUCGCACCAUUAGUCUGCACCACUACCAACGCCUUCUCUGUGGCUGACACUGACACCGCCGAAUUCACCCGCCCAAACUGUUCACGCACAUUCACCUCACGCAUCGGCCUGGUCGGUCACUUGCGAAUCCAUCGCACAGAGACUGGAGAACCAGUGCCUGGAGCACCAACCUAUACCCACCAAGCUCGACUCAACUGCCCACACUGUCCUCGCACGUUCACGCAUCGCAUGGGUCUAUUCGGCCACAUGCGCAUCCACGACGACCUGCGGUAGACAACCGCCGGUUACACCACACAUUCACACACUCCAUACCCUCCUCCCCCACAAAUACCAAGCAUCAACACUCACCCACCGCAUGCACCAAUUUCCACCUUCCACGCAAGUGGGAAGUGUGCAUCUCGACUCGGUCCCCAUGCGGCCUCGGCUGCACGGGUGACUUUAGUCCGAGGCUAUCCCGACACGUCAAAUGUCGUGGAUAGGAAGGUUGCUGAUUGACGCCCGUUCUCGGUUCAUGCAGUUCGUCACGUCGUGCGUGUGUGAGUUGUGUAAAGUGGCGGACUGGUGGGCUGGGGACCGGCUAAAACACUACCAUCCACGGCCCUCUCACGCAAGUGAGAGCCACGCCGUUCAACCCCCGUUGUGUGAAAUUCUGGAGUUUGUGUGUGUAUGGGGGGCCAGGUCGUGCUGUGGCGCGCGCAGUCAUGGUCAGUCGACCGUGUCAGCCACCGCGCCCAUUCCCCACUCCAUUCUGCUGACCGGCUCGGACAGUGGCUGGGGUGUGGGGAUGGGAAGGGAGAGUGAGGUCGACGACUCAGCGCACUUUCUCCUCACUAUAAUCAAUCUGACGCGCUUGAAGCUAUCAUGGUGCGCUAAAAGCCGUGGCUUGAAAGGUUGCCAACUGACGCGGUACCUUGGACGUCUUCCUUCACUGGAGGCGGUCAGAGAGUCAGGCUGCAAUGGCUCCUUUUUAAUGUGGCCUUUAUGGCACUCCUACUACAGUGUGGGAUCCGAGCCAGGCGUCGUCGGCACGUCUAGGUGCGGCAUCGGCCGUGCGAGCCUCCAAAUCUCUGUUGUGUUGGUUGAAAUCUUGGUCAUUUUUUGUGUGGACCAGGGGGUGUGGUGGAACGCCUAGGCGAGGAUCCGUCCGAGCAAUCCACCUGCGGCCUCCCCGGUCUUCAUGACUCUGUCUUGACACCGGGCCCAGGCGGGGGAGGAGGAGAGAUUGUAGGUAGAUGCAGCGCAAGUCUACCGGCACUAUAAACCCCUGCGCAAGUCACCGUCCCUGCUCCCACCGUUGCAGCUUCAGCUGUGGGUCAUACGGUGGACAUAAUCUAAACCGAUGGUCGAACUGUGGUGUGUGUGUGUGUGUGUGUGUUUGUGUGUGUGUGUGGUAAGGUACCUGACUAAUUUACCUUUGACAAUUUAGCCCCUUUUUCUUUGACCGCAUUGCUUGUUUGAAUGUGACGAGAAACGACAAACCUGCAGAACCCGCCUUGCUAGCGUGCUCUGCUGUGGUAUUCUGUUGUCAGUUCUCUUAUCGUUCAAAAAUCUCUAUAUUAUUCACUGCUCCGAUUUACUUGCUGCCUUUAAGGCUUAGGGCUCGUGAGAUACAGCUCGUUAGUUCGUGAGAGCAUUAAACUUUACGACAUUGGUGACUCUCGACGUUUACGCAGACUUUAUACCUUUCUAUGUCAUACUGAAUAACAUUUAACGUACUAUUUGUUUGUGAAUAUCUAUUACAUUUACAUUUACUUUCUCACGAAUGCUGAUCUUUUUACCAUCUCUGUCUUAUUAUGUGUCACUCCGAUCAACAACUUGAUGCCCCCACCCAAUCCCUUCAUGCAAUCAAUUUUCCCUUGCCUGAAUUCUGGCAACACGCUCCAGAACUUUACUUCAUCCGCAUAGAAUCAGCCUUUUAUUCUGCCAACGUUACCAAGGAGCUAGCAAAAUACCACAAACUUGUAGAGGUCCUCUCCGCUAGUGUCAUUUCUCAAGUUCAGUCCUUGCUAGCUAAUCCUCCUGCAGAUGCUCCCUACUCCACGUUAAAGGCAGAAAUCCUCCGACUUAAUUCUGUGUCUGACCGACAGAGGUAUCACCAGUUAAUUAAGGAGGAGUCACUGGGUGACCGGAAGCCUUCAGAGCUUCUACGUCGAAUGCGAUCUCUCCUUGGAGACAUGCAAGUUGACGAUAAAUUUGUCAAGGAGAUGUUCCUAGAGCGUCUGCCAGCAGAUGUUCAAACGAUUCUGGCAUCUGGUUCUCAGGAUCUUACGAUAUCACAGCUGGCGGAGAUGGCGGAUCGAAUGAUAGAGGUGCAGCGGUUCCAGUCACCUUCCGUUGCCCAGAUCUCCUCAUCUUCAUCGUCAGUGAAUGAAAAUUUUGUGAAACAGGUGUCGGCCAUGGCGGAUGAGAUGGCCUCCCUUAAAAUACAGACCGCCCGCCUUACGUCCAGUCGCUCACGCAGCCGUCGUCGUUCUCGUUCGCGAUCUCGGACUGCUGAUACUUGCUGGUACCACACUAAUUUCGGCGUAAAGGCCCGUCGCUGUUCCUCACCUUGCUCCUUUAAGCCGAAGUAGAGAAACCAGUUAGCCAGAGAAUAGAUGCGACCGUUUUCUCUGGCUCUUCCGGCUCUGGUCGCACCUUCUAUGUUUGCGACACUGCGACUCGCAGACGUUUCCUGGUGGACACUGGAGCUCAAAUCAGUGUUGUUCUUCCAACUGCAGUUGAUCGUCGUUUCCCUAGCCCUGGUCUACAUCUUCAAGCUGCUAACUCUUCCCCCAUUCCCACUUUUGGCAGUCUGUCCCUCACCCUGAACAUUGGCCUUCGUCGGUCAUUCACCUGGAUCUUUGUGAUUGCUGAUGUCCCUCAUGCAAUCCUCGGCUCGGACUUUCUUGCCGAGUUAGAUCUCCUUGUUGACUUCGACGUGCCCGUCUCCUCGACCGCACAACCUGUCUGUUUGUUCGUGGACUAACUCCCUUUACAACCCCCACUAACUUAUCUGUCUUGGAUACGGAUAUUACUAGUCCCUUUCGGCAACUGCUUCUUAGUCACCCCAACAUAAUUAACCCCCAGUUUCGCAGUGGUGAGGUUCAACAUGAGGUUGUGCACCAUAUCCGCACCUCAGGUCCUCCCGUGUUUGCUCGACCGAGACGACUAGCACCGGAGCGUUUUAAGGCCGCAAAGACGGAGUUUGAACACAUGCUGCAACUGGGAAUAAUCCGACCGUCCGAAAGCCCUUGGGCGUCCCCACUGCACAUGGUGCCCAAGGUGACAUCAGGCGACUGGCGACCCUGUGGCGACUAUCGUGCCCUCAACAGCGCUACCAUUCCUGAUCGGUACCCCGUGCCUCAUCUUCAGGACUUUGCUGGAGCCCUUUUCGGCAAAGCGGUUUUCUCGAAGAUUGAUCUGAUGCGUGCUUUUCAUCAGAUUCCAGUCGCCCCCGAGGACAUCCCUAAAACCGCCGUCAGCACACCCUUCGGUCUCUCAGAGUUCGUACGCAUGCCGUUUGGUCUUCGUAAUGCCGCCCAAACGUUCCAGAGGUUCAUUGACCAUGUCUUACUUGGCCUACCCUUUGUGUACGCCUACACUGAUGACCUCUUAGUAGCCAGCCGGAAUGAGGAAGAACACAAAGAGCAUCUUGCCUUGGUGUUUGACCGUCUUGAAAAGUUUGGUGUUGUCAUCAACCCCUCCAAGUGCGUGUUGGGUGUGCCUUCGCUCGAGUUCCUUGGUCAUCAGUUUGACUCUGAAGUUUUGCGGCCCCUCCCCUCCAAGGUUGAAGCAGUUCGUAAUUUUCCUCCUCCAACUUCCAAGCGUCAGUUACAGCGAUUCCUCGGCAUGGUCAUUUUUUACCGUCGGUUCCUACCGAACUGUGCUGACCUCAUGCUGCCGCUCACCAACAUGCUUUCUGGUCCCAAAGGUCCCCUCGAUCUGACUGGUGUAGCACUGACAGCUUUUGAGAGAAUCAAGAAUUCGCUUGCCGAUGCCACCUUACACACGCAUCCCGCUCCCGAAACUCAACUGUCUCUGAUGGUAGAUGCCUCGACUGUAGCCGUAGGUGCAGUCCUUCAGUAACACCUUGCUGGUUCGACUUAACCACUUGCCUUUUUCUCCAAAAAGCUCUUACUGGAUAAGACACGUUACAGUACCUUUGGCCGUGAACUACUUGCCAUUUACCUGGCUGUGAAGCAUUUCCGGCACUUCCUUGAAGGUCGGGACUUCACUGUCGUCACGGAUCACAAACCGUUGACUUUUGCACUUCGCUCCCACUCCGACAAGUACAAUCCGAGGGAAAUCGCCCACCUGGACUACAGCUCCCAAUUCACCACCGACAUCCGCCACAUUGAUGGCACAAAGAAUGAGGUGGCUGAUAUGCUCUCCAGACCCUCAAUGUCUUCUCUCCAACUCACACACGGGUAAGCUCUUUGUGCCAUGGCGGCUGAGCAACAGCGAGUCGGUUGUCCUGGUGACGAGUCUGUUAGUGGUCUCCUACUCAAAGACGUUCCUCUAACCACCGACUCUGUAGAAGGACGUACUGACCUUGUUGCUUUAAUGUUUCCUGGCCAUGACUUUCCUGUACCGUUUUGACUGAUUUGUGUUCCGAACGUGCCUUUUUUAGUGACCGCCGUGGAAGAGAGUAAGGGGGCUAGUCGAGGGACCGCCCGUAAAGAAGAAGACGGCGAGAGAACGGAACAGGAUUAAUUACCUCAGCUGAUAUAUACCUUUUAAUAAGCCUUUUCCAUCCUCAACCUUUUCUUUCUUCGUACGCUUGCUCUUGCAGAUGAUGAACUCAAUUCGCGCUAAUUUUCAGGGUUCCCGCCGAGGAGACUCUCGACCAGGUAGGAGCACCAAGGAAGCCUAUACGGACUGUCGCCUAGUAGGAGAAGAAGACAAGACCAUACCCCGAGUGGCCCGAGUAUUAAAUUGGUGGCAGCGACUAUGACGGACCCGGCUACCCCUUCCUCGUCGUCUACGACUACCCCUGACUCCAUUCCCAAUUCCUUUCGGCCUUUUGACAGACGGAUCGAUUUUCGUAGUUGGUUACGGCGGUUCCGCUUUCACACGAAAGAGGUGCGCAAGACAAAGGCUCUCGCUUAGUUUUUAAAUAUUUGGGCGAUGCUCAAGUGGAUAAGGCCCUCGACGCCGAGCUGUCCGCUUCAACUCCUUUUGACGCCUUGUGUGAUCAACUCCAGCGCCUGUUUCCGCCGCGGUUGGCCAUCGAAAAUGCUAUUCACAGACUCAUACACCGUCGCCGUCGUUUCAGGGAAACACCUGGCCUCUGACGCUUAUCCGUCCUUGUCGGCAGCUGACAGAGACCAGGUCGUCCUUUAUCAUUUCAAAUGCGGCCUGGACUCCGACGAGGUGGCGUAUUCAUUACGUCUGAACCCCUCGGGUGACCUCGAGAGUGCCAUUCAGAGAGCCACUCGGUUGUUAGAUCCGAACUCCCCAGGACCUGUUUACCAUCGCUCUUCUGGAAGCUCAACCUUUUCCCCCGGCUAUCGUCGACCUGGGCAAGGCCGCCGCUCAGGUGGUUUCUCUAUGGCAGACAACAACACUACGCUCCAGUCUCUUAAGAGUCUUUGGAAUCGCCCGCCACAUGCGACGUCAGCACACCGUCCGGAUGAAGCCGAUUUCGGUACCCUGUCUGUUCCUAUAUGCUCUUCAACGUCGCAUAAUACAUUACCAUUCUUUACCUUGGUGCACGUUGAUAACCGCCCUGUCAGGGCUCUAGUUGAUACUGGAGCUACAGUUUCUUUAAUUCGAUCUGAUGUACUUAUACGUGUUCGCAUGGAUAGUAUUUUUAAACCCAAAAGACUACCUAACCUGCUGACAGCAAACGGAGAUCGAAUGGCCACAAUCGGUCUAAUUAUUUUGCCGUUAUUGUUCCCUACUAGGACUAAAGAACACACAUUUGUUGUUAGCCCAAACGUUACGUGGGAUAUUUUACUAGGUGUCGAUUUUAUUGUCCAGUUUAAUUGUCAUCUGGAUAUUCGUGAGCCCGUCCGGCCAUGCCAAUUUGGCGUCCCAGGAAGACGAAAUCUGUGCUGCGAUUGCCGCUGCGGUCGCACUACCACCCACUAACCUAGACAGCAUCUUACCGGAGCAUGCUGAACUCGACAAACAGGACCGCAUGGGUCUGAAAUCCCUGCUGGAAACCUUUGAGGAUGUUUUUGCGUGGGACGAACGCUCUUUGGGGCGUUCAACACUUGUAAGACACGCUAUCAACACGGGCUCCGCAAAACCCGUGUGGCAGCCCCCACGACGGAUACCGCCACAUUUUCAGAUGGAUGGGAACGAAAUGAUACAGGUGAUGCUUGAUUCAGGCGUGAUACGCCCUUCGCGCUCACCCUGGGCAUCUCCAGUGACCCUGGUGCCGAAAAAGGCCGGGAAACUGCGCUUUUGUAUCGAUUAUCGCCGUCUUAUUGCUGUCACAACUCGAGACUCUUUUCCACUUUCUCGAAUUGAUGUUACUCGAGAUGCACUUGCGGGGGCACGGUGGUUCUCCACACUCGAUCUCAAGUCAGGCUACUGGCAGGUCAAGGUUGAACCCAAAGACAGACCGAAAACAGCCUUCAUCUUUCCGCAAGGUCUUUUUGAGUUCGAAACUAUGCCCUUCGGCCUUUGUAAUGCCACCGCAACAUUCCAACGUCUAAUACAAUCGUUAUUAGCGCACUUAUACCCCAGCCGCUGUUUGCUUUACCUAGACGACGUCAUCGUCUUUGGGAAGUUCACCAGUCAACAUAGUGAGAAUCUGAGAGCCGUUCUUAUUGCACUUUGCGACGCUGGACUUCGUUUAAACCCCCAAAAGUGCAUGUUCCUACGUAACAAAGUGACCUUCCUCGGACAUGAGGUUGGCACGGCGGGCAUACACGCUUCCUCAGAUAAAAUAGAUGCCAUCAAAACGUGGCCCAUUCCAACGACGGCAACCGAGGUUAGGGGUUUUAUCGGCCUAGUCUCCUAUUAUCGACGUUUCAUUCUUCAUUUUGCAGACAUAGCACGCCCCUUGCACCGCCUCACUGAGAAAGAACGAACAUUUAAGUGGACAGAGGAAUGUCAGACCGCAUUUGAUGAGUUUAAAACACGGCUUACUACCACUCCUUUUUUGAUGUUACCCAACACGCAACUCGACGCUUCCCCAUUUAUCCUCGAUACUGACGCCAAUGGGUUUGCCAUAGGCGGUGUUCUAUCCCAGUGCGACGAGACAGGAACCGAAAGACCUUUGUGCUUCGCUAGUAAAACCCUACCAAAGCCACAACGAAAUUAUUGUACCUAUCGUAGGGAACUACUCGCACUAAUUACCUUCGUGACGCAGUUCAAACCGUUUCUGAUUGGUCGCUACUUCAUCAUCCUUUCAGACCAUAAGGCCUUACAGUGGCUGCAGAAGAUUAAGGACGCCGAAGGUCAGGUUGCGCGAUGGCAAGAGAUACUGCAACAGUUCGGUUUUAGUUUUCAGUUCCGUCCGGGGAAGAAACACGCCAACGCGGAUGCUAUGUCUCGCCGCCCCGCCGACACAGGUGUCGAGCUGCCAACUGGGGAUUUCCAUUUCUUAACCGCUCUUACAAUCAGUGAGUCAACCCGCCAUCAUUGGGCUAUCGCUCAAAGCACAGAUCCCGAUACAGCCAUAGUUUAUGACCACCAGCUCAACGGGAGACAUCGCCCGGCCGACGCUGAACCGCGUGGUUCAUCUGAUUCUGCGCGCAUCAUACGAAGUCACUGGGCCCACCUACUAAUGGAAAAUGACCUACUUUUCUUCAAGGACGACGCACAUUGUCAACCUCGAUUGGUUGUCCCCGGCAGCCUAGUCCUGCCUAUUCUGGACGAUCUGCACCGCGAACUCGGCCACGUAGGUCAUUAAAAACAGAGGCUGCAGUGAGACAACGGUUCUGGUGGCCACGCCUCAGAGAAGAAGUCUCUAUUUUUUGUAACACCUGCCCCACGUGUGCCACCUUUAAAGGACCCAACCCCCAACGUCUUGCGCCCCUCCAACCUAUGGCGACAGGGUUCCCAUUUGAACGCGUGGGCAUCGACGUGAUCGGACCCCUACCUAUCACCUUGACUGGCAACUGCUAUAUAUUAGUGAUGGUUGACUACUUCACUAAGUGGGCAGAGGCAGUGACCCUUCCACGACAGGGCGCUGCAUCAGUCACUACCACUCUUCUCACUACUUGGAUUUGCCGCUUCGGAACCCCCAUCUCCUUACACUCUGAUUGCGGAGCGAACUUCGAGAGCCGGUUAGUGCGCGAUGUCUGCGACCUACUUCAAAUCCAUAAAACAACACUACACCGGCUCACCCCGAAGGGAACGGCCAGGUGGAACGAACGAACCGGACCAUUAUUAACCUGUUGAAAGCUUUCGCGGAAGACCACAACCCCCACAAGUGGGAUGUUCGGCUGCCAUACGCCAUGAUGGCAUAUAAAUGCGCGGUCCACACCUCGACUGGCUACGCCCCCUUCUUCAUGCUAACCGGGCGUCGUUUCCGGUUACCGUCGGACUCUCAGCUUCCGCUCCCAACCUGCGACGACUAUCAGCCAGAUGCUUCUGUCCUAGAGUUGCAGGAAACCUUGAGGACCACGCACAACCUAGCGCGACCUCACCUAGAGUCAGCUUAUAUACGACAGAAGGCCUACUUUGACUAGCACGUCAGCGGCGCACCAUACGUUCCAGGCGACCUGGUACUGUGCUACCGACCCACUCCAGCGGUGGGGACUUCGUCAAAGUUCUUCCAUCCGUGGGAGGGUCCCUUCGUCGUCAUUGACUUCUUUCCCACUUCUACUUACACCAUGCGUGACGCGCAGUCGGCCGGAGACCCCGUCCUUACUGUCCACUAUGACAAGCUCAAGCCUUAUAGGGGCCAGCUACCCAACGCGACCGCCGACUCCCUACCCAUCCUUCCCUCCUUCCGACUCACGAUGAGGUGGUAAUCACCAGCGGUCCCUCCCAGGCAGCGCCUCUGAGGACAGAGCCGCCUCUUGAGAGGGGGGCGUGUAGAAGGACGUACUGACCUUGUUGCUUUAAUGUUUCCUGGCCAUGACUUUCCUGUACCGUUUUGACUGAUUUGUGUUCCGAACGUGCCUUUUUUAGUGACCGCCGUGGAAGAGAGUAAGGGGGCUAGUCGAGGGACCGCCCGUAAAGAAGAAGACGGCGAGAGAACGGAACAGGACUAAUUACCUCAGCUGAUAUAUACCUUUUAAUAAACUUUUUCCAUCGUCAACCUAUACUAUCUUCGUACGCUUGCUCAUGCAGAUGAUGAACUCAAUUCGCGCUAAUUUUCAGGGUUCCCGCCGAGGAGACUCUCGACCAGGUAGGAGCACCAAGGAAGCCUAUACGGACUGUCGCCUAGUAGGAGAAGAAGACAAGACCAUACCCCGAGUGGCCCGAGUAUUACAAUGACGUCUCAACUCCCUUUCAUCGGCCUUUCGUGCCCACCUCGAUGCGUCGAGCUGUAUCUCAAACUUUGCGUGGACUUUCCCACCCCGGGAUCCGAGCCUCUCAAAAGCUCCUCGCUGAAGGGUUUGUCUGGCCUGGCAUGAAUAUGGACGUCACAGCUUGGGCCGUGUCGUGUUGAGCUGCCAGCGCAACAAGGUGCAUCGUCACAACAAGUCCCAACCAGGCACUUUACCCAGCCCCGACGCACGCUUCAGCCAUGUGCACCUGGAUGUCGUGGGCCCCUUUCCUCCAUCCAAUGGUUUCACCCACCUGUGUCGAUCGGUACACCCGCUGGGCUGAAGCUAUUCCUUUGCCGAAUGUGCAGGCUGAAACCAUCGUGAAGGCCUUCUUCAGUCGUUGGGUCGCCAUGUUCGGUGUCCCAUACACGGUUACGACAGAUCGUGGUGCCCAGUUUGAGUAGGCACUCUUCCAGACGCUACUCAAUUUCCUUGGCUGCACACGCAUUCGGACGGCAGCCUACCAUCCAGCUGCCAACGGUAUGGCUGGUGUUUCCAUCGCCAGCUAAAUACCGCCCUGCGUGCCGUAGAAGACCCAGGAAACUGGUCGGACAAACUUCCUCUUGCACUCCUCGGCAUCCGCGCAGCUCUGAAGUCGGAUCUGUGUUGUAACGCAUCUGAAUUAGUUUUCGGCACUACCCUCCAACUGCCAGGCGAGAUGAUCACCCCCACCUCUCGUGGAACCGACGAGACUCCUGACAAUCUAGUGCACCGUUUGCGGCAAUUUAUGCUCUCGCUUUCUCAGGUUCCACCUCGAACUCCAAUGAGUGAGUCUUAUGUCGAAAAAGACUUGGACAAGUAUACGCAUGUGUUCGUCCGGUGCGACCGUGUGCACCAGCCGCUGGAAUCACCAUACGAAGGACCGUUCCGCGUGCUAGCGCGCAACGCCAAGACCUGCCGGAUUAUUCGCGGUGACAAGGAGGACGUGGUCAGUGUCGAUCGGGUCAAGGCUGCAGAGGAGCAGCCGGACCUGCCACAAGGACAAAAAUGUGCAGACCCCCUAACCCCUGUGUCUCCAUCUUCCCUAUCCCCUGCUCAUUCACCCUGCCCACUGCCUCACUCUUCCCCUCCCUUGCCCUCUACCCCUCCGUACCGCAUACUUCCUCUCCCUACAUGUCUACAGCAUCUAACUGCAACAUCAUCGUCCACCACAGCACGCAGUCAACUCUCUUCGACUCUACCUCCUGCUUACAUCACUCGCAGUGGCCGUCACGUUCAUUUCCCCGAUCGUUUAGUUACGCAUUUUUUCUAG